CUGAUUUCCUGGCCCAGGAAUCAACCACAAUCUCAAAGGCUGCACAUAGAAAAUGUCACAUCGCCUGAAAUUCCUAUCAAUGGAUCAGUCUCCAGCGUAUGAUGUUCCAACAUAGGCACAUACAGCCUUGAACAAGCUCCGAAGACGCCCAUACCUGCUUGCCAUAGCAGGUCCCAACCAUGUCGACGCUCAUUGCGAGGAUACUGACUACACUGCUCUGGCUCACAGUGAUCUCGGUCGUCACCAAUAUUCUCAGACAGCUGUUUUUUCGAGAUCCUCACAGGCCACCGGUGGUAUGGCAUUGGUUCCCCUUGAUUGGCAGCACCGUGGACUAUGGGCAAGACCCGUAUAGGUUCUUCUUCAAAUGUCGAGAAAAGUACGGCGACUUCUUCACAUUUGGGCUGCUCGGGAUGAAAGUUACGGUCUACCUGGGGGCCAAGGGCAACAACUUCAUUUUGAAUGGCAAGCUGAAGGAUCUCAAUGCGGAGGAAGUAUAUGGUCCAUUAACAGUGCCGGUCUUUGGUCGCGGCGUGGUGUACGAUGUGGACAAUGCAAGGUUCAUGGACCAAAAAAGGCUGCUGAAAGAAGGCUUCACAAGCCAGAACUUGCGCGCAUAUGUCCCCCAAUUCAUCAAAGAAACCGAACAGUACAUCAAUAGCAAUGCGGUCUUCCAGGGUGAGGGUGGGGUAUGCGACAUAUCUACCGUGCUCUCUGAAAUUUCUUUGUAUGCCGCAGCAGGUUCGCUGCAGGGAAAGGAGGUCAGGGAUUCUUUCGACUCCUCAUUUGCCACCUACUACCGUCAUCUCGACGACGGCUUUGCGCCCAUCAACUUCAUGUUUCCGUGGCUGCCCAUACCUGUGAACCUGCGACGGGACCGUGCUCAAAAGAUGAUGGCCAAUCUAUACAUGGACAUAAUCAAGAAGCGACGUUCAACGGGGAACGAAGACGGCAGCCACGACAUGCUCUGGGCGCUCAUGGACGGCCGCUACAAAGACGGCACUCCCCUAGCAGAUGAGGAGAUAGCUAACCUCAUGAUAGCCCUGCUCAUGGGCGGACAGCACAAUACUGCAGCCUCUGGAACCUGGAUCAUGCUCCAUCUCGCCCAUCGUCCCCACUUGAUUGAAGAAUUAUACCAAGAGCAGCUCAGCGUUCUCGGCGGUCAAGCCCCGACCUACGAUACGUUGCAGGAACUCACGUUGCACAACAAUGUCAUCAAGGAAACGCUGCGUCUGCACAGCCCUAUCCAUUCGAUCAUGCGCAAGGUCAAGCAGCCGAUGCAGAUUCCCGAGACAGACGUCGUCGUUCCCGCGGGCCACAUUCUACUCGCCGCUCCCGGGGUGCCUUCGCGAUGCGAGGAAUUCUUUCCGGAUGCAAUGGCGUGGAAGCCGCACCGAUGGGACAAGCCCGACGAGGCGGAGCAGCAACACCAACGGAACGAGAAAGACGAGGACGCGGAUACGAUAGACUACGGAUAUGGGGCGGUCUCCUCGAAGGCAGUGAACAGCCCCUAUCUGCCCUUUGGCGCUGGUCGACAUCGGUGCGUCGGGGAGACCUUUGCGUAUGCCCAGCUGGGAGCCAUACUUGCGACGGUGGUGAGAUUGUUGCAGUGGGAGCAGGUCGACCCCAGGGCACCGGUGCCAGCCACGGACUAUUCGUCCAUGUUCUCACGACCAAUGCAUCCAGCUACCAUAAAGUGGCGGCAUCGACAAUGAAGCCCCGCUACCCAAGGCUACCGCCAUCUUCCAGCUUGCAGAGCCGUCCUAUAAAGACGCUGGCUGCGGCAUAUCCGGCGUCGCCUCAUAACUGAUUCUGCCCGCUGGCAAGAAGAACAGGGCCACCAAUGCACCGCCUCUUACUUCGGGAUAAUGGUGCGUCCCUGGCCCCGGGCUGGUCCAACCUGCCCCCUGCCAGCCCUGCAUGCCUCUCAACUCGGCCGUUUCGUCCACCAAGAUGACGCAGUUGAUCUCCCCGUACGGAUGCUGAUGGUACUGGCCCCGAUACACCUCCUUCGAAUCCAUGUACACGGUCGUGAUGGAGAUGAAGCUGCUCUCCGGCGUGGGCGGGGCGACGCGCCCGCGCCGGUACUUGGGCCCGUCGAGUUCGUCGCGCGCGACCCAGCCUUCCUCGAGGCCCACGCGCAUGUAGUGCGCAAAGGCCUCGUAGAAGGGCGUGCCCGGGCCGUACUCCCGGUUCAGUCGGGCCUCGAGGUCUUUACCCGGGGUCCUGGUUUGGGCAAGCAGAGGGAUGUUAGUUGGUGUGAUGACGAUAGUGGAAGGGUGCGUCGGACACAGGGCUCUUUCAAGACAAGCGCACGGUGAAAGAUAGGGGAGGGGACUUUGCGUACAGGUUCUUGACCUCCCUGAAGAACUCGUGGCAUUUGGACACGAAUUCCUUUGCGGUGGGAUAUGCUUCGAGAUCGAGGACUGGGGCGUCCGCCAUUGUGCUGUGGUAGGAGACGAGGAGGGACGAUAUCCUCUUUUGCAACCAAGCGAGCAACCGACUGUUGUUAUUUGACUCGAUCGUCUUUCACUUUCCUCUGGUCGUUCGCUUGUGUGUCUGAUGAUCGGAUCCUUCGCCGUUAAGUAGCGAGAGCACUCCAAAACUGCCCUCGAGGGUCGGGCUAAAGUCGAGUCUUAAAUAGUUC
This is a messenger RNA of Cladophialophora immunda, 2644 nucleotides long. RefSeq lists its product as uncharacterized. The transcript is spliced from 5 exons. Lineage: Eukaryota; Fungi; Ascomycota; Eurotiomycetes; Chaetothyriales; Herpotrichiellaceae. The record is from RefSeq and is a predicted model, not a curated record. Gene Ontology annotation, molecular function: iron ion binding; oxidoreductase activity, acting on paired donors, with incorporation or reduction of molecular oxygen; heme binding. Gene Ontology annotation, biological process: ergosterol biosynthetic process. Bases 180 to 1712 code for a protein of 510 amino acids.